Scleropages formosus (Asian bonytongue) is the source of this 3317-nucleotide messenger RNA. Its product is annotated as nck-associated protein 1-like. The record is from RefSeq and is a predicted model, not a curated record. Gene Ontology annotation, biological process: cell morphogenesis; cell migration; neuron projection morphogenesis. The transcript has 26 exons. Lineage: Eukaryota; Metazoa; Chordata; Actinopteri; Osteoglossiformes; Osteoglossidae. Gene Ontology annotation, cellular component: SCAR complex.
GCGGGAGCUGAGGCAGCCGGUUGGUGACAGUAAAUGACGGACGAGCUGGGCUACGGCUACGUUUUCACAGUUUAACGGCGGUUGCUGGGUUCCCUCGUGCAGCGCGAUGCAGUCGAGCCAGCAGAAACUGGCGGAGAAACUGACCAUCCUGGACGACCGCGGGGUGGGCAUGCUCACGCGCAUCUACAACAUCAAAAAGACGGUGAAUUUUGACCUGACCAAGAACUUCCUGGACUUGGUUGUGUGCUACGCCACGCUCUUGAUGCUGCUCUCCCGCAUUGAGGAGCGCAAAGCCAUCAUCGGACUCUACAACUACGCUCACGAGAUGACGCAUGGCUCCAGCGACCGGGAGUACCCGAGGCUCGGCCAGAUGAUCGUGGACUAUGAGAACCCGCUGAAGAAAAUGAUGGAAGAGUUUGCCCCUCACAAUAAGUUGCUGUCAAACGCCCUGGUUUCCCUCCAGACAGUGUACCCCCGCAGGAACCUGUCUGCUGACCAGUGGAGGAAUGCCCAGCUGCUGAGCCUGAUCAGCGCCCCCAAUGCCAAGCUGAACCCGGUCCAGUCAGACACGAUGCCCUGCGAGUACCUGUCCCUGGACACCAUGGAGAAGUGGAUUGUCUUCGGCUUCCUGCUGAGCCAUACAGCGCUGAACAGCGAGCCGGCUGCACUCAGCCUCUGGAAACUGGCCCUGCAAAGCGGCUCCUGCCUCUGCCUGUUCCGCGACGAGGUCUUCCACACGCACAAGGCAUGCGAGGACCUGCUGGUGGGCCUACGUGGCUACAACAAGCGCAUCAAUGACAUCAGGGAAUGCAAAGAGGCGGCGGCGGCGGCACAUGCAUAAGUGCGCCCCUGCUGCGGCUCCAUGCACAGAGAGAGGCGUCGCUUCCUCAGGUCAGCCCUGAAGGAAUUGGCCACGGUGCUGUCUGACCAGCCGGGACUGCUGGGCCCAAAGGCCCUCUUCGUCUUCAUGGCACUUUCAUUUGCCCGUGACGAGAUAGUCUGGCUACUGCGCCACACCGACAACGUGCCCAAGAAGAACGCCGAUGACUUCACUGAUAAGCACAUGGCAGAGCUCAUUUUCUACAUGGAGGAGCUAAGGUCUCAGGUGUGGAAGUAUGGACCCGUAAUUCAGCGCUACUACGUGCGGCACCUGUCCGGGUUCGACGCCGUGGUGCUCGACGAGCUCGUUCAGAACCUGUCCAUGUGUUCCGAGGACGAGUCCGUCAUAAUAUCCUCCUUUGUGAACACGAUGACUUCGUUCAGUGUUAAACAAGUGGAGGAUGGCGAGGUGUUUGAUUUCAGGGGCAUGCGCCUCGACUGGUUCAGGUUGCAGGCCUACACAAGCAUCUCCGAGGCCUCCCUGGGAAUCGCCGAGCACCAGGAGCUCGGCAAGACCAUGAACACCGUCAUCUUCCACACCAAGAUGGUGGAUUCCCUGGUGGAGAUGCUUGCAGAGACCUUGGACCUGUCCAUCUUCUGCUUCUACAGCCGUCCCUUCGAGAAGAUGUUCCAGCAGUGCCUGGAGUUGCCGUCGCAGUCGCCCCACUCGAUCGCCUUCGCUUUGCUCUGCACCCACGAGCUCUGCCCCGAGGAGCAGCACCACAUCGGCGACCGCAGUCUGUCCCUCUGCAACAUGUUCCUGGACGAGAUGGCGAAGCAGGCGAGGAACCUCAUUACGGAUAUCUGCACGGAGCAGUGUACCCUCAGCAACCGGCUGCUGCCCAAACACUGCGCCAAGACCAUCAGCCAAGCGGUGAACAAGAAGUCCAAGAAGCCCACGGGCAAGAAGGGCGAUCUGGAGCAUGAGAAGCCUGGGGUGGAGAGCACGCGCAAGGACAGGCUCCUGGUCACCAGUCUGGACAAGCUACGCACAGCCCUGUCCGAGCUCUGCUUCUCCAUCAACUACGUGACGAACAUGACGGUUUGGGAGCACACGUUCACACCUCGCGAGUACCUCACCUCCCAUCUGGAGAUGCGCUUCGCCAAGUCCAUUGUAGGUAUGACCAUGUACGACCAAGCCACGCAGGAGAUUGCCAAGCCCUCAGAGCUGCUGGCCAGCGUUCAUGCCUACAUGACCAUGCUCCAGUCCAUGGAGAACCACGUGCAGAUUGACAUCACCCGAGUCUUCAACAACGUGCUGCUGCAGCAGACGCAGCACCUGGACAGCCAUGGCGAGCCAACCAUCACCAGCCUCUACACCAACUGGUACCUGGAGACGCUGCUGCGGCAGGUGAGCAACGGCCACAUCGCCUACUUCCCCGCUAUGAAGGCGUUCGUCAACCUGCCCACAGAAAACGAGCUCACCUUCAAUGCCAAUGAGUACUCCGACAUUUCUGAGAUGAGGGCACUGUCAGAGCUGCUGGGUCCAUAUGGGAUGAAGUUCCUCAGCGAGAGCCUCAUGUGGCACAUCUCGUCCCAGGUUGCCGAGCUGAAGAAACUGGUGGUGGAAAAUGUGGAAGUUCUCACUCAGAUGAGAACCAGCUUUGACAAGCCUGAGCAGAUGGGCACGCUGUUCAAGAAGCUGACCUCAGUGGACAGCGUCCUGAAGAGGAUGACCAUCAUUGGCGUUAUUCUGUCCUUCCGCUUGCUGGCCCAGGAGGCUCUGAGAGAUGCGAGUUUUUUUUCUACCGUCGUCUGCUGCCCCAGGGUGCUCUCGUGCCACGUUCCCUUCCUGCUGAGCUCCAUUGAGGAUUUCAAGGACCAUAUUCCCCGAGAGACAGAUAUGAAGGUGGCCAUGAACGUGUACGAGUUGUCCUCGGCCGCAGGCCUGCCCUGUGAGAUCGACCCGGCCCUCGUGGUGGCGCUAUCUUCCCAGAAGUCCGGGCAGAGAGAACGUGGUCUGUGUUUGCUCUCUGAGCACAUGGAGGGCAGUACAGAGCACCCAGACAGAACAGAACAGGAGUCUUUAGCGGCGGCGCUCUUCACCAUCCACAAGGGCAGCAUUGAGGAUCGCCUCAAGGAGUUCCUUGCUGUAAGAACCCGCCGCCGCCACUUAUCCACGUCUGCGCCCUCACAAGUUGUUCUGUAUCUCAGUUCCUUUUUCUGCAAGUUUUCCUCCAUCGCGGAACCCAUAUGUACUCCAUUUUUCUGCCCUUUGGUUGAAUUUCAACUCUCCUCAAAAGCUCUAGUAUCUUAUGUGUACUUAGGAUUUUUAUUGCACUCAUGUCAUAUUACACUGGCACCUCAGCCUAUCAGCCCCAAGUCGAGAAUUUUCUCACAGGCUUGACUUGUGACUUUUUGACAACACGUUUCCCAGUUCAUUUAUUUAUUUAAAUUGUAUUUUCUUUACUUCUCACACACGUUGUCUGAAACCGCUU